AUGUCUACAGAAGCUCCAGUUGAAACUCAUGUUGCUCCAGCUACAAAGAAAUAUAUCCCAGAUCCAGAAACCACAGUUUUUAUUGGUAAUCUGGAUGCCAAUGCAACUGUCGAAGAAUUAAAAGCAGUUUUCGGUAAGGAUGUUGAAGUCGAAAUCCCAAUUAUCAAUAAAAGAGAUGGCAGAUAUAUUCAAACAAGACAUGCAUUUGUAAAAUAUCCAAAUAAGAUUGAUCCUUUAGAAAUUAAAAAAAGAUAUGAUGAUGAAGUUAUUAAUGAUAGACCUAUUGUUAUCAGAAGAGUUCUAACCCAAACCCAACUAGAAAACCGUCAACAAUACAAUUAUAAUAGCAAUGGCUUCAGAGGCGGUAGAGGUGGCUUCAGAGGCGGCCGUGGUGGCUUCAGAGGCGGUCGUGGCGGUUCUUCAUUUAGAGGCGGUAGAGGUUCGUUCAGAGGUGGUAGAGGUGGCAGAUAUAUUCAUGGACCUGCAAUUCCAGCUCCACCAAAAAAGGAUAAGAUUCCAUUAGAUGAAAUGGAGAGAUCUACUGAUACCAUUUAUGUUAAUAAUGUUGAUUAUAACACCACCAAAGAAGAACUAGCAGAAUUUUUUGGUACAACACCAGAAUUAGUUGUAUUACCAAUGAGAAGAAUGAGAGACGUCAAAACCAAGAGAUUCUUCUUUUCAAAGAGAAUGAAUAGAGGUAUCGCUUUUGUUACCUUUGUUGAAGGUGUCGACAUUAAUGCCAAGGUAGAAGAAUUCCAAGGUAAAUCUUUCAAAGAAAGAGACUUAGCGUUAGAUGUUGCUGCUAAGAAGCCAGUUUAUGAAGAAAAUGAACAUGACGAUGAAAAUGAAGACUCUGAUUCUGAUUCCGAUUCUGAUUCCGAUUCUGAUGCUGAAGCUGAAGAAUAA
This is a messenger RNA of Henningerozyma blattae CBS 6284, 906 nucleotides long. Its product is annotated as RNA-binding family protein. Gene Ontology annotation, cellular component: nucleus; ribonucleoprotein complex; cytoplasm. The transcript has a single exon. The record is from RefSeq and is a predicted model, not a curated record. Lineage: Eukaryota; Fungi; Ascomycota; Saccharomycetes; Saccharomycetales; Saccharomycetaceae. Gene Ontology annotation, molecular function: mRNA binding. Bases 1 to 906 code for a protein of 301 amino acids.